Messenger RNA from Fusarium redolens, 594 nucleotides. RefSeq lists its product as uncharacterized. The transcript has 2 exons. The coding region runs from base 1 to 594 and encodes 197 amino acids. Lineage: Eukaryota; Fungi; Ascomycota; Sordariomycetes; Hypocreales; Nectriaceae. The record is from RefSeq and is a predicted model, not a curated record.
AUGUCACUCCAGUUCCCCCUCAUCCAGCCCCCAAUCUGCCCUCUAUGCCCUAACACUCCCAUCCGCGCCAGAGUCGAUCUUGGAAAACGGGGCCCAACCGCUGGUCGCCCCUACUACUACUGUCAAGCCGACCACAAACGCCAGUUUGUCACUUGGGACGACAUGCUGGGCAUCUCCUCCACCAACCCCCGAUGUCGAUGCGGUUAUUAUAGUCGAAGGAAUGAAGGCAAUGGACCUGUACCAAGUGCAUGGUACAACUGCGCUUCACGACGCUGCUAUUUCAGUCAGAACAUUGACACGGAUGAGGUACUUGAGUCUCCCCACUCCAGCCCUUUGAGCUGGAAGGGUAGUACCGCUUCCUCCACAAUCGCCGGUCCAACCUACAGUGGACAUGGUAGGAAGAUGACUUCUAGAGAGGAGAACGACAGCGAGCUGCUCGACAAGAUGAAUGCUAUGACUGUCAAGAUUGAGAGGCUGGAGACUACCAUUGCCUCUCGGCCUUCAACCACCGCAAGGCCUCUCGACGACAACUGUUAUGUGCAUGGGAAUGGACGCCGGUCGCUUUUCAGCCGUCGCCGCUGCAUCUGUAUCUAG